AUGGCAAGGAAACUAGUGAAGCAAUCACAAAAGAAACAAUCUUUCUACACCAUCCUACUCAGUGACUACGCGCGGCAUCUGGAUCAUCAUUUAGAAAACGGGGAUCUUUUGGUUUUCAAAUAUGAUGGCGAAUCAAAGUUCAAAGUCGCAAUCUAUGAUACUACUGCUUGCGAGAAGGAUGUAGAGAUAGCUGAUAGCUGGAGGAUUCGCAGUUCUGUUCCUUUGUUUAACAACGGACAUGCUCGAGUAAAAGAAGAAAUUGUUGAACUUGAAACUGAAAACUACAACGAAAACUGUGAAAACAAAGUGUUCAUUUCUGGAAGAAAGAAAUGGAACCAUCUUAUAUCGGGGAAGAUACCUUCACACGAUCAAAGAGAAGCAACAUCAACUCAACCCGUCUUGUCCAAAUCGAAGAACUCGUGUUUUAUAGCAAUCUUUAACAAUCCAAGGCGAUAUCGUGCGACAAUCCCAAGGAAACUAGCCGUAGCUGAAGAUGUUUUAAAUAAGAAGAGUAUAAUGAUUCAGGAUUCAACUGGGAGAUCAUGGCUCGUUAAACUUAACGUUCGCGGCAAAGGUUCUCAGUGUCGUGUGGAUAUGGCAACUGGUUUGGGAGAAUGCGGUAAAGCCAACCAGGUUUUACCUGGGGACGAAGUCGUUUUUGAGUUUGUCAAGCAAAGUCUUUUGCAAAUUCAUAUCUACAGAGUGGAAGCAUUAGGAGGCAAAUCACUGCGAUUACUUCCUCGGAAUGUUAGAGAAAACGAGCCUUAA
Molecule: messenger RNA, 768 nt
Organism: Malus domestica (apple)
Lineage: Eukaryota; Viridiplantae; Streptophyta; Magnoliopsida; Rosales; Rosaceae
Product: B3 domain-containing protein REM10-like
Molecular function (GO): DNA binding
Source: RefSeq, a predicted model, not a curated record